GCCGGGUCGGAGCUCCGGAGCCCCCCCCCCCCACGUCUCCUCCACUCGCCUCUGCCCGGGUCCCUGCGCUCUGCCCCGGACUCACAGCUCAGCUCGGUCCGGUCCCGGUCCCGGAGGAGACAUGUCCCUGGAGAAGAGCGACCCCCCCCCCGAGCUGCUGGAGAGCGUGCGAGAGGCCGUGGGUCGGAGGGUGAAGCUGACCCUGAGGCGCAAGGUCCAGCUGGAGGUCAAAGGUGACAAGGUGGAGAGCAGAGUGCUGGCCUUGGCGUCUCACAGAGCCUACCUGCUGACGGCUCGCCUCCCGUCCAAGGUUGAACAGUCGUUCAGUUACCUGGAUAUUCAGGGGAUCAGCAGCAACAAGCCCACUCAGCUGGUGCUGGAGCACGAGCGCGGCCCCUGGAGUCUCCGGCUGAACUCGGUGGACGAGGUGGACGAGGUCAUCGCUCACAUCGGCAGCUGUCUUCACCGGAUCUGUCCCACGGGUUCUCCUGUGAAGGUGAUGAGGAAGCUGAGCCUGAAGCCUCCGGAGCGGACGGCGGCGCUGCAGGCCGUGUGGGACGAGCAGGGCGCCGCCGAGCUCGGACCCUGCGGUGGCUUCUCUCAUCAGUACUGGUGUGUGUGUGAUAACCUGGGGCUGCCGUACAGGGAGGAGGUGCAAUGGGACGUGGACACCAUCUACCUCACCCAGGACACCAGAGAACUCAACCUGCAGGACUUUGUUCACCUGGAAAACAGGGAUCUGGUGGCCAUCAUCGCAGCUCUGGAGUUCAACCAGUGGUUCACCAAACUCUCCACCAAGGACCACAAACUGUCGACAGACGUGUGCGAUCAGAUCCUCCGGGUCGUGGCCCGGUCCAGUCGCCUGGAGGAGCUGGUUCUGGACAACGCUGGACUCAGGAGUGACUUUGCUCAGAAGCUGGCCGGCGCCCUGUCACAGAACCCCGCCUCCACGCUGCACACACUCAACCUGAGCAACAACUCGCUGGAGGACAAAGGGGCUGCUGCUCUGAGCUCUCAGCUGGCCAAGCUGCCGAUGGGCCUGAAGCAGCUGAACCUCAGCAGGACGUCCAUGUCUCCUAAAGGAGUGAACGUCCUGUGUCAGUCUCUGUGUGUGAACCCGGCCGUCGCCACCAGCCUCACUCACCUCGACCUGUCGGGCAACUCGCUGCGAGGCGACGACCUCCAGAACCUGCACAGUUUCCUGAGUCACUCCAACUGUCUGGAGACUCUGGAUCUGUCCAACAGCGACUGCUCUCUGGAGCAGGUGUGUUCCUCUUUGCUUCGAGGAUCUUUGAAGCAUCUUUCCGUCCUGAACAUGUCAAAGACCGUCUUCUCUCACAGGAAGUGUAAAGAAAUCCCUCCGUCCUUCAAGCAGUUCUUCAGCGGCUCCCAGGCUCUGAGCUCCGUCAGCCUGUCGGGAACCCGGCUGCCGCUGGAGGCUCUGAAGUCCUUGCUGCUCGGCCUCGGCUGUAACCCGAGCCUCAGCGACGUGUCUCUGGACCUCAGCUGCUGUGAGCUGCGUUCAGGAGGCUCUCAGAUCCUGGAGGGCUGCAUCGCUGAGAUCCCCAACAUCUCCACUUUGGACAUUUCUGACAACGGUCUGGACAUGGAUCUCAUCACCCUGCUGGUGUGGCUCGCCAAGAACCGCUCCGUCAGAACCCUCUCACUGGGCAAGAACUUCCACAACAUCAAGUCCAAGAACGUGGCUCCGGUCCUGGACAACCUGGUCCACAUGAUUCAGGAGGAGGAUUCACCGCUGACCUCGCUGUCCUUGGCGGACUCCCGGCUGAAGGGCGACCUGUCCAUCGUCCUCAACGCUCUGGGCAGCAACACGUCUCUGACCCGGCUGGACAUCAGUGGGAACGCCAUGGGGGACAUGGGCGCCAAGAUGCUGGCGAAGGCUCUGCAGAUCAACACCAAACUCAGGACGAUCGUGUGGGACAGAAACAACGUGAGUUCUCAGGGACUCCAGGACGUCGCUGCCGCUCUGGAGAAGAACUACACCAUCCGCUUCAUGCCUGUUCCCAUCAUGGACGCUGCUCAGGCGCUGAAGGCGAACCCGGAGAAGACGGAGGACGCCUUAUUAAAGAUGGAACAGUAUCUGCUGAGGAACCACGAGACUCGUAAAUACCUUCAGGAGCAGGCGUACCGGCUGCAGCAGGGCAUCGUCACCACCACCACCCAGCAGAUGAUGGACAUGAUGUGCGUGAAGGUGCAGGACCACGUCAACUCUCUGAAGUUCACGGAGAGCAGCGCGGUCCAGGAGGACAUGAAGGUGGCGGAGAACCUGAUGAAGGACGCCAGGAACUCCAAGACGCUCCUCCCCAACCUGUACCACCUGACGAGCGGGGGGGGCCGGGGCGCCUGCGUCGGAGCCAUUCAGGACAAACUGGAGUCGAUGGCGGGCGAGGUGGCGAGGGUGAUGGACGAGCAGCUGCAGACGAUGCUGGCCUCCAUGGUGGACGCUGCUGAGGGCCUGUGUCCUCACGUGAUGAAGAGGAGCAGCCUGGGUCAGGAGCUGCUGAAGGCCGGCGCCGGGAGGACGAGCAUCCCUCGCAGCUUCAUCACCACCACGCUGCUGGAGCAGUCCGGCGUGGACAUCAUCAACAAGAUCAGUGAGGUGAAGCUCAGCUUGGCGUCCUGUCUGUCCGAUCGCAUCGUGGACGAGAUCCUGGAGUCUCUGUCCCGGUCCCAGCACACUCUGGCCGACCACCUGACCAGGAAGGAUCCGCCUCUGCUGCGUCACGCGCCUCAGACCGAGGCCGAGGUCCUGGACGAGACGGUUCUGCAGCCGGAGAACCAGAACCAGAACCUGAACCAGAACCUGAACCAGAACCAGAACCAGAACCAGGACCAGGAGCAGGAACACAAACCACAGAGGAAGCUGCAGGAUAUGGACACAUGCAUGAUGACGAAGAGGAAGAGUAUUCUGGUGAGGAUGCUGCGUCCCGUCUCCGUGGCGUUCGAGAUGGAGUUUGAUCUGGACAAAGCUCUGCAGGAGGUUCCCAUCCAUGUUGAGGACCUUCCUCCUCCUCCUCCUUCUUCGCCGUUACCCGACAGGAUGUCAGCGUACUUCAGAGACCUCCCUCCCCCCCCGAGGGCGGCGGACACUAAGCCCCUCCCCCUGCUGCCGGUGGAGCACCAGCUGCUGGAGCAUCGCACGAAGCUCCGCCCCAAACCCAAGAAGAGGACGAAGCCCAGUCGCCCUCGUCGACCGGCCGCCGGCGGCUCGGCGCCACAGGACGGCGAGCAGAACGGCAUCAUGGGAAAGCUGGACGAGGGCCUGGACGACUUCUUCUCCAAGAAAGUCAUCAGACUCAGCUUCAAACUUCCGUCCGUCAAAGGGUCGACGCCGAACCCGCAGGAAGCGACGGAAAAGAAACGCGAGUCGAGGAAGAGCGGCUUCUUCAACCUCAUCAAGUCCCGGACGUCCCGCUCGGAGAAGAGCCACGGAGCCGCCGCCGCCGCCAUCACGCCUCCUCAGCCCGGGACCUCCAGCACGGCCGCACCCUCCUCCUCUGUCAGCCCCGUGACUGAGGAGCCGACGCCCACAUCCCCUGAGCUCCACAGGGCGCCGGCCGUGAACCAAUCAGAUCCAGAGACGGAGGUCUGUCCGCCCGCUGCUGAGGAGGAGAAGCAGGAGGAGGAGGAGGAAGAGGAGGAGGAGGAGGAGGAGGAGGAGGAGAAGAAGGAGCACCCCCACAAACCUCGUCAUAUUGGCGUUCCGGUGAUGGGCGGAGACCUGAUGGCUGAGAUGAAGGCCCGGCAGGAGAGGAUGGCGGUGAAGAAGACCGAGUCCUCGUCCUCUCAGGACAAAGUGGACGCAGACCUCCACCCCCCCGUCCCGGCAGAGGAGGAGGAGUCCCGACCGGAGCCCCCCCCCAGGUCCAAACCGCCGAGCGUCAGCCCCAGACCGCCUCCGUGCCAGACCGCCAAACCCCCGCCGGGUCCGACCAGUCCCACCAGUCCCACCGCCCCCCCGCCUGGCGACGCCGCUGAGGCUCCGGCAGCCAGAGCGCCACUUCCUGCUCCUCGCCUGAAGAGGGCGCCGUCGGAGCAGGAGCGAGAGAGCGUGAGCAGCAGCUCUGCAGGACGCCGGUCGCCAGCGGACGCAGCCGACUUUUCCGGAGACGCUGAUGAUGCCUUUGACCCCGGUGCAGGGGCGGAGUCUGGUGCAGGGGCGGAGUCUGAUGCAGGGGCGGAGCCUGGUGCCGGCGGCGGCAGGCAGUGGUCGUCUCUGAGGAGUUCAGCCCCUCCUCCUUCCGACAGGGAGGCGGACCGAGAGCGCACCAAGUCCCUCCCCGCUAAUGCCGCGCCCCCGUCGCUGGUCGACACAGAUCUGAGUCCGGCCGAGGACGAGAGUGAAACGGGCGAUCUCAAGUCUGACGGCCAAUCAGAGGACGAGUCCGGGGACGAGUCUCCGUCCGUCUGACGCCAGCGAGACGUUUGGAUCCAACGUGUCAGGACAAGCUCCUGAACUCAGAAGAGUUCCCUGACCUGGGAUCAGCCGGGUUUCACCAGCGUCUCCAACAGGAUCAUUCAGAGGAGAACACCUGGUUUUUAUCUGAGGCUGCUUGGAAACAACUUCUCCAUCUUCUCCAUCUUCUCCAUCUUCUCCACGGGACAGAGAACUCUUCACAAAUUCAAAAAAUGUCACAUCAAGAGCAGAAGCUAGAAACAGAAACAAAAAUUAUGUCUCAAAAUAUGUCAAAAACCAAAGAGACGAUGAAACUGAUUCAAACUGAAACAACAGACGAAUGUUAUUUUUUUGGUCUUAAUGUGGUUUAAUGUGAAUCGACUGUUAACGACCUGUUCAAACCUGCCGAGGGUUUCAUUUCAUUUAAAGGAAACAGAUUUAAGUUUAAUUUGAUGAAAUAUGAUGAAAGACUCGGCUGCGAGUUGAGAUUCUUCAGCGUUUAUUUAAAACUUUCCUCUUGUUCAUGACUAGAAAAUAUUUCAGGUCAGUUUGUGUGGAUGAUAUAAUUUUAAUGACACUGUAAAACAAACUUAUCCUUUCUUACACAUUAUUCACCACAUUUCAGUUUAUGUUGUUAGGUCUUGAAAUGAGAGAAGUCACAGAUUCAACUGAUCAGUUAAAAAGACUUAGUUAGCAGUUAUUAAAAACCAGAUUUUAUCUCCAAUAUUCAGCAGGAAACUUUAAAACGUGAAGAAUUCUGAACUUAGUUUUGUGGAUUUGUUACAGCAGCAGCUCCUCUGGGUCAGGAAGCAGAGGAUCAUGGGUAAUAUCCAGAGCAGCACAUUGACAGACUUUAUUCUGCACAUGAAACCACUUCCAGUAAAGAAAAUAGUGACAUGACUCCAAAUAUAUUAAAUAUGUAUAGUGAUAUAAACAAGCCUUAGAGGUAAUCCCCACAUGUGGCUGCAGGGGGCGCUGUUGCGUUACAGUGUGUUGCUUUAAACCUCAGGAGUCGACAACAAGUCGUGAACAUGUGUUUCCAUCGGCGACAUCAUGACCACGAUAAACCAGAGGGUCGCUGCCCCGCCCACUGAGGAGUCCCUUCAACCAAUGAGAUCUUUCCAGAUGUUCUUUAAAGAUCCGUCUUCUCCUGUGAUGUCACGUGUCACCGCUGCUGAGUCGUCACAUUCCGACGUCUGCGUCCCGAUGUAAAUAUACGAACUAACGUAGAAAUGUUUUUUAAUCAGAGUCACGUACACGAACUCUGGGGUUUUACUGUCACUGCAGCAGAAAUAUGAUUUAUUGUUUUCAUGUAAGAGACUUGGUGGUGGUUUUCUUUAUACUGGGGAAAUAUUUUUGAAAUAUUGUGCUUUAAAAAAAAAAAGAUAUGUUAUAUUGUUUAUAUGUGAGUGGACCUUCACACCUGGAAACAUCUGUAUUUGUAUGUUUAUAUGAAUAAAUCCUGUUUCUCA
This is a messenger RNA of Limanda limanda (common dab), 5889 nucleotides long. It is a transcript of the gene carmil1, whose product is annotated as F-actin-uncapping protein LRRC16A. Lineage: Eukaryota; Metazoa; Chordata; Actinopteri; Pleuronectiformes; Pleuronectidae. The coding region runs from base 122 to 4432 and encodes 1436 amino acids. The transcript is spliced from 37 exons. The record is from RefSeq and is a predicted model, not a curated record. Gene Ontology annotation, biological process: cell migration; regulation of Arp2/3 complex-mediated actin nucleation. Gene Ontology annotation, cellular component: lamellipodium; plasma membrane. Gene Ontology annotation, molecular function: protein binding.